Capsicum annuum is the source of this 1020-nucleotide messenger RNA. RefSeq lists its product as uncharacterized. Bases 1 to 1020 code for a protein of 339 amino acids. NCBI's taxonomy places the organism in Eukaryota, Viridiplantae, Streptophyta, Magnoliopsida, Solanales, Solanaceae. Gene Ontology annotation, molecular function: zinc ion binding. The record is from RefSeq and is a predicted model, not a curated record. The transcript is spliced from 3 exons.
AUGACGUAUGCAGGACAUAUUUUUUUUUCAGCUUAUGAAAUUUUGAAUUCGGAGAAUUAUGCAGCAUGGAGUUGGUUCUUUAAGCAAUUGAAAGAAGCUCAGGGUAUAAAAUCAAAUAUGUAUGUUAUGUCCGACAGGAACAUGAGCACUAUAAAGGCUGUGUCAACUGUAUAUAGGGGUGUUGUACAAAAGUCUCAUGCUAAAUUGUUUGAAGUGUUUUAUGCAAUGGCAAAAGCAUAUACAAUUUCUGAAUUUAACAGUCUAAUGAAUAAGGUUGAAAAGAUAGCUAUUAGGGUGAAAGAUUACUUACAGUCGGCCAGAUAUAACAAGUGGUCUAGGGUGUAUGCAACUGUAAAUCGGGGAUUCACUCUAACCUCAAACAUUGCUGAAACAAUUAACAGGCACCUUAAGGAAGCCAGGGAGUUUCCUAUAUAUGAUUUCUUGGAGGAAGUUAGAAAAAUGUUUGGCAGAUGGCACUAUAACAAUCGACAGGUUGGGACAUUCACAAGUACACCUGUAUGCGGAAAAUAUCAUGAACUCCUUAAAUUUAACGAGGCAAAGAGUACACGAAUGAGGGUUGUGCCGGCAACAGAUUAUGUUUAUUCUGUGCUUCAUGAAGAUCAACGUUUUAUUGUUUGCCUGGAUAAGAAGACAUGUUUUUGCCAUAGAUUUGAAAUCGAUGAAAUUUCAUGUGCUCAUGCGUAUGCGGUGUUGAAGAGCAAACAUUUUGAACCUGAUGAUUAUUGCUCUGACUUUUACAAGUCAGUCUCAGUGUUGGGUAGGCAUGAGGUCUCAAUAUUGCCUCUACCUGAUAGAUCCACAUGGAAAAUACCAGAUUAUAUAUUGAGUGAAGUUGUUCUUCCGUCAAAAUACAAACGUCCCCCUGAAAGGUCAAAGAAAAGAGAAAGAGAAAAAUCCGCGGAAGAAUUUUACGGGACUAAGUUCACAUAUUUAUUCAGUGCUUGUGGGUUAAAGGGACACAAUAGGCGUUCAUGCAGAGAAAAACGUCGAGUUGAAUAG